Pelodiscus sinensis (Chinese soft-shelled turtle) is the source of this 502-nucleotide messenger RNA. The record is from RefSeq and is a predicted model, not a curated record. NCBI's taxonomy places the organism in Eukaryota, Metazoa, Chordata, Testudines, Trionychidae.
CCCAGUCUCUCUGAAAUGAGAAUUGUACAAACAUGGAUAAGCGCAGGAAGUCAGCAGUUGAAUAUCUGUACAAGGCACUGGUUGAUAGUGAAAAGGCAGCCCCUGAAGACUUGCCAGUGCCCUGCUGCUUUUUGCAAUCCUGAAACUUUGAAAGUUCUUGAUUCUUUUGAAGCCGGGAGUGACAAUAUGAUCUUGGCAGGACACCCUAAAAAUGGUACUAACUGGCUUGAACAAGUCAUAAAUGACCUGGAAAUUACAGCUGCAAAAUAUACAGAGGAGGAAAUUAAUGAGAGAAUUAAUAUUAGAAAUGAAUUCUCAGUAUUUCCAUGUCCAGAAUCUGGGGAUCCAGAGAAAUUUAAGAUUCAGAGAAUUAUUCCUGAUGGCUAGCAGCUGUCACCCACUAACUGGAAACUGCUGCUUGUUGUAUGGUCAGGUACAGUAAACGGGUAUCAGACAAGUUUUUCACUCCCUAGUAGGGUUGCCAGGUGUCACUGAAUUAGGU